Amoebophrya sp. A120 is the source of this 1620-nucleotide messenger RNA. The record is from the annotation of a GenBank genome assembly. NCBI's taxonomy places the organism in Eukaryota, Dinophyceae, Syndiniales, Amoebophryaceae.
CCGCUUAUCAAGUGCAGGGGCUAAAAAUAGGGUAUCGGAUUUUUGUAGAUCGGAACAACCUGGUUGCGGUUGAAGCUAUUCUUCCGAAAAGAUGGCGACAGGGGCACCAGCUGCCACAACCUCAUCAGAGGAGGCCCCAGCUGCACCUUUUUCAUCUCCGCUCUUACCCGGAGCAGAAGCAGACCCUGGUGCAGCUUUAAUUCCAGAUCUGCAAAUUUCGCUGCAGGAUCUUCCCUACGAGACUUUCGCUGAGGAUUUGGAAGAGCUUCUUCCCGCGUUUUUCUACGAUGACACCCCGGGAAUCGUUGUUUUGGAUGGUGGAGGUGGAGGUGGAGAGGGUAGUAAUCACGCGAGCUGCGCAUCAGGAGCACCACUAGUAGAUGAAACAAGAACAUCUCCGUCGUCUUCUGGUGGAUCCUCAAAGAACUGCAAAUCCGAUCUGCUUCUUGCCAGCAUGCUUCUCCUUCUUCGGCAGCACCGUGAGGAAGUGGAACUUAACCGGCGGAAAGCGAAUCCGGUCGUUGACAGGCCCGAGGAGGUGGGUGUGAUAAAUACCCCCAGCACGACAGUUCCACCAAGAACGCCUAAACUAAGUGCUCGGCAGAACAAAAAUCAGACCACCAAAGGAGAUGCAGCGCUGCCUGCAACAGCAUCAGCAUCGCUGAUAGAGGAACAGGAAAUAAUAAGAGCCAACAUGGAGCACGAGCAGAAGAUGUCCUCCGAAGACCUGCAGAGCCGAAAAGAUGAGGAAUUCUGCCGGCGGCUUCGUGACCAGCUUCCGGCCCUGACGGAUCUUCACGACAGUGGCAGCAGCUGCCCAGGAGAUGUGGAGCAACAACCUCCGCCGCCGCGGCUGAAGCAAUUGCAACUAGAGUACGUGCGGAAGCUGCUGUAUCGGAAGCAACAGCAGACGAAGCUCUCCCUCGGGAUUGAAGCGCAGGAGAACUUGGCGAAGGAUUUGCACUUGCGGAUACACACGAUGAACGCAGAGAGUCGGGUAUCCUAAGCAAAAACGUCCCCACCCCAGAGUCACGUUGGGAAUCUAGCAACACAAGUCUCCAAGUUUUGGGAGCUGUGCAUGACAACUUUCGCUCUGCAGUGUAGUGCUGGUUGGCAAGGGAAGCCGCAUAAGAAAGCCAUUCUCUCAUCCUGUUUACAGCAUUACAAAUGCCAAAACGCGACUGGAAACAAACGCCUCGCAUGGAGCUGCGCAUUACAAACGUUCCUGUCAUUGCGCAUUUGCAUGACAACUCUGGGGUGGGGACGUUUUUACUCAGGAUAUCGGGCGACGACGCAGAAGCUGGUGGAGGUUACCAGAAUGACGGAAAGAAUGAUGAUGGAACAGGAAUGCUGACGAAGCUAGCAGGUGUUGACCUGGAUAUCAAGGACACGAGAACUUGCAACGCAAUAGCGGUACUAGACGUACACACAGGAUCAAGAAUUCACUCACCGGUGCAAAACCGAAACUGCCAGCGCCAUAAAUUGGAAUCGGUACCAUGAUUUACGAGACAAUACAAGAAAUUUCGACAGCGACAACAAUUAAGAGCAGUGUACUGAAAUAAUAGUGAAAAGAAGCAACUCUUGACAAUGAUAAUCAUAAUAAAGUAAACACUUGAAAAU